AUGUCUUUUGCGACCAUCAUCCAGGAUCGGCGCAAAGCGCCUCCGACGGACAGAGAAGUAAUCGACCUAUGGUUACUGCCCCUUGAGCAGGAGGGUGACCUAGAUGCAGAGGAAGAAGUUGUGCAGCAGGGGUUCUCAGCGACAGUGAGAUUACUAUUCAAACCUACAGGUACCAGAUACGACCUUCUUUCCUUCAGAGGUAAAAUAUUUGAUAUCAAAAACCUUAGAGUAUACGAUCAAGAUGUGAACGGCGAUAGAAGCUAUGCCAAUAGCAAUUAUCACCAUGUCAUAAGGAACUGGAUGCAAGCCCUCAAAGGCGAAGGUUCAACUCUAUCUGGAGCCGCUGGGCUCAGACGACCAGAUGGAGCAAUGGUUGCUCAUACUGUGUUUGACGGAUCUCAUUCUUCUGCUGUUCGACAGGCACUCCCUAUAGACCAGACUGCUGUAUCCAAUUCUUCUACCACCUCAUUACUCCGAAAAUUGCAUCUGAAACCUAACGAGACGCUCUACGCUACCACAUCUCUCGUCUGCGAGGUGAAACCUCAUGGUCAACCGAGUAUCAUUGGCCUCGCUCAGAUGCUUUCCUACCUCGUGGCAUCUUACGAGGUCUCAGGGACUUGGCUCGGGUUAUAUGUCAGGGGUAGAAACUUCCUUCGAGCAAUUCUCAUUGACAAAUCCUCAGUCUUGAUCGAAGUGGCGAAUGGAGAUAUCGCUGGUCAACAAUAUGAUGUGGAUCAAUUGUUCGCUUUACCAGAGAUCAAGUUAUUACCUAGCACAAUAGGAGACUUGCACAAAGUCGAUAGGGCCGGUAUAAACGAUCUUUGGCAAGUCCUCUCGCUGUCGUUGGAUAUUCUCGUUACUCAAUCACUGCAUUCUCGCCUAAUUCCCAUCAAACGGCCUGACCGUAGUGGAUUCACCGAAUUCUUACACGUCUGUUUGGACGAUAUCACCAAGCCUGAAGUCAUCACCAAAUUGGCUGCUCUCGCCCGAGGGUUCCACAAAACUCCUAAGUCUGAGACGAAUAAAGGAGAAUCUGGUGGCGGUGAUGGGGGAUCGGGUGGUCAAGGUGCUAGAGGAUCGGGAGGUCGAGGUGCCAGAAGCCCGGGUGGUCGAGGUGCUAGAAGAUCAGGUGGUCGAGGGACUAGAGGAUCGGGCGGUCGAGGUGCCAGAGGAUCGGCUGGUGGUGCUGUACCAUCUGAGGGACUCGCCAACGAGGAGUUGAGGAGCGAAAAUCGCAGUACGGACAGCGAAAUCGACGAUGAAUCUGUCGGUUCUGGACUAGGCGACGGAAUUUCGAAGGCUGUGGAGAUGCCAGGGGAGUACGAAGAUUCAGUCAAUGCGGUCUCUCCUUCAAACGCCAAUUCGCCUAUCGCCGAGUCUUCCUCAUCUACCCUUUUCGCUCAUGCGCAAAUCAGGUCUGAUUUUACGUCGAAGGUGCAAUCACUCAUGCUCGACGGGUUGUCGACACACGCGACCCUCUCCGACUACCAAGCGACUACCGUUCAUAUCGAAAGAUUGGACAAUGGAUUCUUCGAAGAUGAUCUACCUGACCAAGAACCUGAAAUCGAUAUGGCAGCGGACGAAGAUGAUGAAGACAAUGCGGCUCAAGGCGAAGGAUGGGCCAAGUUUCUCUUGGCUAGGGCGUAUCUGAGAAAAACUGGGGUCAGGUUCUUCACGGUCACGAGCCAAGUGAUGACGUCGCUGAUCAGCGAGGCUCAAGACUCGAUCCAUACAUCCCCGCAUCAGCCUGUUUAG
Molecule: messenger RNA, 1755 nt
Organism: Kwoniella mangroviensis CBS 8507
Lineage: Eukaryota; Fungi; Basidiomycota; Tremellomycetes; Tremellales; Cryptococcaceae
Exons: 3
Coding region: 1-1755 (584 amino acids)
Source: RefSeq, a predicted model, not a curated record